UUAUGGGUGCACACUGGAAUAAUGCUCUGCUUUAUCCAGCAAUAAAAUCAGCUAUUGAAGAGAGAGUCCCGCAUUCCAGAUGAUCUUUGUCGCUCAUAAUGUCACCGAGUUGCUCGACUGUCAGGCUGUUCAUUGCUGCCGCUGGACUGGAUUGAAAGGAAAUAAUCUGCAGUGCAAAUGUGUGGGCAGAUCAAGCAAACACAGACAGUGUGCUGUGUGGUAAAAGAGCGUUGAGCUGUCACGUUACCUUAACUGUCUAACUGUUGUCUGCUAUUGGUGACCAAGUAAGCAGGGUGUAGUCCCGCACUGACACUGUUUAUGUACAUUUCUGCUGCUUUAUUUAGACAGACUCCCACUGAAGAAGCAGGUGUGUGAUUUAUCUGGGCUCCACACAGGCUGCAGCCUCUCUGGUGUUCCAUGCUGCUUUCAGCGAGGCUGCUACAUUUGGGACAUCUGCUGGACGUGGAGACUGUUAAACCUGGUCAAUCGCUGCUCAGCUGGUCUUCAGGGGUAAACUGAAUUCUCUGGAAUAGAACAGCUGGUCCUCUUAUCACCAUGAAUACAGACAGCGGUGGCUAUGCUCGCAAACGUGCUGCUACAUCCGUUAAAUUAGCCUCCGUGAAGAGAGUGCAAAGCUCACCCAACUUGUUGCUGGUUGCAGGUCCUGAAGCACAGACACCAGAUUCAGAUGUUUGGACAUCAUUUAACAUUAAUGACAGCUUCAAAGGCACACUAAAUGGAGAAACGCACAGCUCGUCACUGGCAGCCAAAGGAUUUCGGAGUGUCAGACCGAAUCUUUCAUUUCCAGAAAGAAAAACCCCUCCACAGCAGGUUCCUUCACCACCACCGAGAAAGGAAAGCUUUCAUUGGGGUCCACUAAUGGAUCCUGACAGCCACCAUGUAACACUUAGCUCAACCCAAGGCCUUAUACAUGGCAGUUGGCCAUCACUCCCAGAAUCCAGCUUGCCAAUAACUUCCAGUAUUACCCGCUUGACUAAUAAGGAAGAGUACUCACACAGUUCAUUGCAAUUGUUUCGACACUCCAGCGCAACUUCCUUUCCUGUACAGCAGCCAGCAGUUGCCCAGAACUUAACUCACAAAGUAGAUGAUAGUAGCACUGCUGACCUUUCCCUUCAGAAAAGUCAGGGCAACUUCCAAGAGCGUAAAAUCACCGCCAUCAAGCUAACCUUGCCCGAGGAUCAGCUCAUUGCUAAUACCCACAAUGUGAGACAGCCUGACAGUUCUGUGAAACCCUCACUUCAUUCACUUCCACUUGGCGAUAGGACAGAGCCUGAGAGACACACAGCCUCUCUUUCCAUUCAGAUAGCUCCAGCAAGUCUGCAUACAACAGAGCCUGGGCUCGACACACAAGGAUUCCCAACCAUAUCUGCAUCAAACAGUGGAAGGAAUCUUCACAAGGACACGUUUGAAGUGCAGUCUUGUACACGCUCCUCAGGGCAUCAUCUGCCUGAAAGUCAGUCAGAAGAGAAAAUGGCAUCCAAGAUUAAUACAUCACAAGGAUGCUGGCAAAUCACACCAGACGUUGCUUCACCUCUUCCUCUGCUACCUACUAACAGGACUCUUCUCUCGCCUUGCUAUGGUGUGGAGCGAGAGCCAGCUACCUUGCCAACCUUCGAUGACUUCAUCCCUUCCCACCUCCUGAAAGCCCGUUACCCUACCCUGUCAUCUUACAAUCUUCUUUCCCUGAACUCGAAUCUUUUCACAAACCCGAAUGAAGCAUCUUCGUUUGUUACUGACUCCACUCUGAGUGAAUAUUCGUCUUGCAACCUGAGUGAGUCAUCCACGGCCAUUCUAGAUGAGCUGCAAACCUGUGGCUACGAAACCACGGAUCAUUCUGACACUCCAUCCCCAACCCUGAGUCGGAUGUCUGCAAUAACUGAUGAUACAACUACCACCACUACUGCUCCCACUCAUAUGGUGGUGAAUGGAAAUUCUCGCACUGAUAGCAGCAGUCCAAUGAGUUAUUUGCAAAGGCCCUUCUCACCAUCAUCAGCUUAUUCUUCAUCACCUUCAGUAAAUCCAAACAUCGUUACAAUGCAACACAGCAGAACCAUGGAGAACCUAAGUACAUCACAGCAGAGCAAAUCACCUGGUGCAGACAUAAUGAGCAUUGACCCGGUUUACAGGACAUCAGAGGAGGAGAAGAAAGUCACGGUAAUUAAAGCACCGCAUUAUGCAGGAAUUGGCCCUGUUGAUGAAUCUGGAAUACCUAUAGCCAUAAGGACGACAGUGGAUCGACCCAAAGACUGGUAUAAGACGAUGUUCAAGCAAAUACAUAUGGUCCAUAAGCCAGAUGAUGAUACAGAUGCAUUCAAUGCUACAUAUGCAUAUGUUUAUCCUGAUAAUUACAGCUCAUUCACCUCUGUUCAGGCGCACCCACCUCCCAAGACACAUACUUAUCGGCCUUUAUCAAAAAGUACCUCAGACAAUGGUGUUGAAUUCUACAAGGAAUCUGCUCCAUUACCACCACCUCCACCUGUUCCACCACUUUCACAACCAAGACUGAGAGAAACAGAUUCCACCGAAAAGAAUGACUGGGAUCCUCCUGACAGAAAAGUUGAUACUCGGAGAUAUCGGGCUGAACCCAGAAGCAUAUUUGAAUAUGAACCAGGAAAGUCAUCAAUCCUAGAGCAUGAGCGACCGUCUAGUGCUGCAAAAGCACAGCUUUCUAAAGACAGGAGAUUCAGAAAACCUCAGUAUGAGGUUCACAAAGAAAAAAUACCCCAGAGAAAGAAGACUGCAGAAAGUAAGAUGCCGUCCAUCCAAAGUGCGCGGGAAUUUGGUCUCAGACACCAGGAAGAGCAGAAGUGGGUUGGUGGGCGAAUAACCCCAGAUGAAAUAGAUUUAGAAAACGAACCCUGGUAUAAAUUCUUUUCAGAACUGGAAUUUGGACACCCGCCUCCCAAAAAGCUUUUGGAUUAUCUGCCAGAAAAUUCUGCCCGUGUUUCAGCUGAGAAUAUAAAGACCUCUUUUUAUAAUCCUUCGAUAGACAGACCGUUGGAGCGACCUUCUAGUGCCACAAGUCCUGCAAGCGACUACAGAAAGAGGCGGAAGUCUGAACCGUCAGUGAACCAUCAGAGAGCGCAGAGUGACCACACAAUGCAGAAGAGCAGUGCUGACCUCCAUGGAAUAUCCAGGAGGUCAUUAACCAAUUCUUCACCAUCUUCACCAUCCAGAGUUAAAGGUGGGGAUAUUAGCAGAUCAUACCCACCCCUGCUUAGCUGUGUGCUUCAAAACCAGAAUGCUUCUCUUAAGUUAGGUCACAGUAGUCGCCAUAGCCAGCCCCUGGUUGUAAUCACUCCCAGUCCAAAAAGGUCUGUCCUGUUCAAGAAUGGCUGGCAUCUGAACCGACAAAACGCCGAAACUUGGAGCAGCACAGACGAAGGCACUUCUCCAAAGCAGAAGUCUCGCAGCUGUGACGAUCUCUUGCAAAAUGACUACGUUGACGUUCAGGAGGAGCAGACAAAGUCUGAGAGCAUGGUGACAUUACUUUGCGAAGAGCAACCCAAAGGGGAUUACUCCAGAAGUUGGCUCUCGCCUCACGGGACUGGGAAUGGGAAGCCCCAUCGAUCACGAGUUCGCUGCAAGUCAGCUCGCGGUGGCAAAGGCUUCCUGAAGUUGUACAAAAAAAUGCAUCAUAUAAACCGCAAGGAAUUAAUCAAUCCAGAAGUAAUCUGUACUGUGAAAUCCAGGGUCUUACAAUAUGAACAGGAGCAGCACAGAGGUAUCUUUUCAGAAUGGAAAGAAUUUUCCAAUGAGGUGCCUAGGGACAUGGUACCAACCAGAAUCUCUGAAUUUGAAAAACUAAUCAAGUCAAAAUCUAUGCCCAAUCUGGAUAACGUGAUGUUAUCUGAAUCUGCCUAUCCAGCUGCAAAUAGGACAGUCCUCCCAAAACGUCGAUUAUCUAUUGAAUCAUUAUUGGAUGAGGAAAAUCAAGGCAGGAAGGUUUCUAUGAUGCAGCAACAUUGCAUCACUAAAGCUGUGAUGCCGAUUCAUAUUAAAGUGACAAACGAAAACCAGCAAAGAAUAGCAUCGCGGUUUGAAAGCUUGGAAAUGGACAGUGACCAUGACGCAAUGGUGUCAGACCUCAGUGAUUGCAUCCCAGUUGAAGGCUCAUCCUUUUGUAGUGAAAGUGACUUUGACCAUUACUCGUUCACCUCUUCAGAAAGCUUUUACGGCUCAGGCCACCACGCCCAUCACCAUAAGCAUCUUCUCAGCUCCUGCAAAGGUAGGUGCCCAGCCUCUUACACGAGAUUCACCACCAUGCUGAAACAUGAAAGGGCCAACCAAGAUAAAAAGGCAGCCCCCAGGAAACCCGAAGCCGAGUCCAACCUCUCAAAGUUGGCAUUCCUUGUCAGUCCCGUGCCUUUCAGAAGGAAAAAGGGCUUACCUCCUCAAAGAAAAGCUGAGAAACCAAAAUCUAAAUCCGUGUUUGAAGCGCUGGAUUCUGCAUUGAAAGACAUCUACGAUCAUAUCAAAGCAGAAAAGAGGCGUGGCAGUUUACCUGAUAACAGCAUAUUGCACAAACUGAUAUCCGAACUGCUUCCAGAUAUUCCUGAAAGAAAUUCUUCCCUCAAGGUUCUGAGGAAAAAAGAAAGUCCACUGCCUGCUGAGCGGCAAGAAGAGGAGGUUAAUUUUCCUUUGUACCAGUGUGAUUAUGAAAAACAUCCCUUUAGUGCCUCUUAUCAGGACAUGGACACCAACAACAACCCAGAGAAUGAUUACACAUACUACCAAGAUCAGGAUUCUCAUAGGAUUGUCUCAGAAAUGGGCCGAGCAACAUUAAAAGACCGUAGAGGACUGACAGAUGAACCUCGUAGGAAACCAGAAGAUAAAGAGAGACAGCCUGCUAAAGCAAUUUAUGAUUUUAAGGCUCAAACAGCUAAGGAAUUGCCAUUCAAGAAAGGGAGCAUUGUCUAUAUUAUUAGACAAAUAGAUCAAAAUUGGUUUGAAGGCGAACAUCAUGGAGCAGUUGGCAUAUUCCCCAUUUCGUAUGUUCAGAAGUUACCCCCAACUGAAAAGACACAACCAGUGAGACCACCCCCCCCAGCUGAGGCCCGGGAUUUUGGGGAAGCUAUUGCGAAAUAUAAUUUUAACGCAGAUACCAAUGUGGAGCUCUCACUAAAAAAGUGCCUGCGGCUUGAGGCUGGUCACUGUCUCCCUUCAGGACCCCAAAGACACGUUCCGAGACAUCAUGGAACCUGUCAUCUGGGAGGCAACACACCAACCGGUGAGAGGGUCAUUCUUGUCAGGCGGGUCGAUCAAAACUGGUAUGAAGGAAGGAUUCCUGGGACAAAUCGACAGGGUAUCUUCCCAAUUACAUACGUGGACGUUCUCAAGAAACUUCAGCCGAAGAACACCGCAGAGUACCCCAGGCAUUCUCUGCCCCUGAGCUUUUCCAGUGAUAGAAUUCACUGUUUGGGAUCUACAAAGUUGACUUCUUGUCAAAGACUCAAUACAACAGCCUUCGGGCAUCAUCAUUCACCCUGUCCAAAUAAAUCUGCAGUCAACUCAACUACCAAUGAAUGGAUAUCACUGACUGUUGGACUGUCCCCAGUCAACACCACAGCCCCUACAACACCUCCUUUUCCUGAUAACCGGGUCUCUGAUUUAGUUAAUAUUUUGUCAGUCACCUCCUAUCAAUCUGACCCAACGCCCUCUACAAAUAUUGCCUCCUGUGAAAAAUUGAGUAAUUUCAUUCCAGUCACAUCUACAACCAGCCUUCCCAGUUCACCUAAAAGUCUGCACCAUCCAGUUUGUCAACCAUCAUCCCAUUCCAUCUUGUCUUCACCCAUGUUUUCAUUUCACACGAUGCCCCAUGGAUAUGAUGCAAACAUGAAGCAGAAUGCAGAAAAACAUCAGGAAUUCCCUCAGAGGCUCAAAACUCUUUCCUCUGUCAAUGGUAAAGCAACCGACACAAUGGAAGUUUCUUUAGUUAUUACAGAGCCAUUUGAAAGUAGCUCUCUAGAGAAAUUGCUCCAGGUCAGGGAUGAACAGGAAGAGGAACUCUGUGAAGAAUUGCAGUCAAUCAUCGAUGGAAGCCAGUCAAAGAAUAAUGGAAUUAAACACACAUGUUUCUAUGGGCAUAAGUCGGAUCCAAACAAGGAACUUCCAGCACUUUUUAUAGAGGAAGAUCCUAGUGAGGUCUGUAAGGCACCAGAGGCGCAGAGACAGAAGCCAGUUUUACCUGAUGAUCAGAAAGCAGCACGUAUUGAAAAUGAGACUGUUACAUCUGGAAGUGACAAAACUCUUGCUUCUCCUUCCUCACUUUUGCCUGCUGCAUAUCUAUCCCCACUGCCAAAGAUCUCCUCCACUAUACCUUUCUCUGCACCUUCACAACUCCCUCAACGACCCACAUUCUGCACCAAAUCCUCUUCCAGUCAGGAAGUUAGGUCUCCGAAGUUGAAGACUGGAUUGAAGACUGAUGUAGCUAUUGUUGGUAAGCCUCCUCGCAGCCCUGUGAUGUCUAAGCGAUCCUGUGGUUCACCUGUCAGGAGUAGUUUUUUACCAUCUCAUCGGAAUCAACAACCUUCCCUUGUUCAUGAACGCUCACAGAUUGGAGAGCCAUACCAAGCUAUGUACAACUACAACCCCAGAAAUGAAGAUGAGCUGGAGCUGAAGGAGGGAGAUAUUGUUGAUGUCAUGGAGAAGUGUGAUGAUGGCUGGUUUGUUGGAACGUCUCGGCGAUCCAAGUUCUUUGGUACCUUUCCAGGAAACUAUGUGAAGCGACUAUAAACUUUUAUACAUAUUUGUACACAUUUUGAGUUUAGCACAAUAACCUUCUGCAGCUCUCAUUAAAGGAAGUUUCAGUCUGUAGACACUCAAAGACACCUUUGUGAUAGUUGUGUGAUUGACUACAGCUAACUUCAGAAGCAUCAUUUAACCACAUCUUCAGUCAAGGAAUAAGGAUAUUUUGAAACAUGUCAUCUGGAGGUUGUUCUACGUUUCUUUCAGGAUAUUUGAAGAACAAUUGGUUUUUAUUAUUAAGGUGCACUUACUUGAUAAAUCCUUUAUUCCCCUAUGUAAGCAAACGUAGUGAAUGCUUAUUUAUUCUUCCUGGUACAGGAGCUUACAGUGGUCUGUCACUAACAUUUAUUAUUGAUGAUUUUGUCACAGAGUAGAGAAAACACAUAACACAAUUAACAAGUAUUACACUCGUAACUCAUACAGCUAUGAUAAUUGCCACUUUCUAAAUAAGAGCUGAAGUCCUGUAGUCUGCUCUAUUUUUCCUCCAGUUAAUUUGCUCAGUUUGUUUUGCUGUUGAAUGAUGAGGUGCAGAAGCAAUAAUGUCACAUUUUGUACAGGUUGUUUGAAAAUUGUUGAAGGUGUGUUUCUCACUUCCACACAAAUCUUUUAGUAGUGAUGGCUUAGAAUGUAUAGUAAAACUAAGGUUUCAUGAAAGAAUAUUGAGUUGAUCAGGCAUGAGACCAUUCUUUUCAGGUAUUCCCAAAUCCAAAUUGUCAUAUUUAAUACUUUGUGACUGCUUGGACUCAGCACCUACUAAGGAAUGCAGAUGUCCAAAUGUCAUAUAAGAUUUCAGUUUGAAACUGGAUUCAGGUUACAAUUACAGCAGCAUGAGGCAAUUUACUUUGACACUGUGUGCUCCAGCCCGGCUGACAAGGUUUUUAAAAAGAGUGAUGGUGCACAUUUUAAAAUCCACUUGUCUGAUAUUAGUUGUGUUAUUUAACGUAACUCCAUUAUUAACAUGGAAAUGACUCUGCCGUGCUUUCAUGUAUUUUUAAAGCUCCAAAAGAAAUCCCUAUUGACAGUUUGUUUAUAUGGUUGAAAAACCGAGCAGCUUCUUUCUGAUAACAUACAAUUUCCACUCUAGAAAUUUCGGACACAUUUUUAGAAAUUACUCAAUAUUUGACCGAAAUGAAAGGUUCUUUUUAUUUAAGAAUCUGAGCAACGUGUUCCCUGAAAUCAAACGAUAAACUAAACUGCCAUGGUUGGGUAUCAAAACACACAAGCAGAAGGGGAAUGAAUCGUUUGCGCUGCAGCACCUUAGUUCAAAAUAAGCAUGUGUGAUUGUCUUUCUAAUUUCUUUCAUAAAUGCUUGAGUUUACCGUAGUAUAUGUUGUCCACACAGUUUGUACAUAUAUAUAUGUCUGCUUUAUUUUGUACAGAUGUUUUAGUUGUUGCAUUUUUUUAAAAAGUCACUACUUUUCAGAAACUUUUAUAAGUCUCUGUCAUUUCCCUUACCCCUUUUUACUAACCGCCUCUCCCAUUGCCCUGGUUGCAAGCACAUUUAGAUGGUGCAAGUGUGUACGAUAGUAUUUUAUUGCAGAAUUUUGCAAAUUGUAUUUCAACAAAUAUAGUGUUACCAGCAAAAAAAACUAACUGUACAUAUAUCUUUAUAGUUAUUAACAGGAAAUGAGAAUAAGGCGUCUGAAUAGAUUCACUGAUACUCUUUUGCAGUAUAUCUUUAUUACACCAAAACUCCAGCCUAAGCUGUAUAAUCUUGAAGCUUCAAAUUUUGAAUCUGUUGAACUGCAUGCAGUACAGCUGUGAAAUCAACACCUUUACUGUUGUUUUAUGAUGAAAAUGACCAUAUUUGUUGCCUGUAAAAUGAGAACUCUUUAUAUUCUCUGUAACUGAUUUUAAAGAUUUCUUUUCGUAAAUGAACAUCAAAUGAUUCAUUUUGAUGCAGUACAAUUCUUAUGGAGAAAAGAACUCAACUUUUUCUGUGUUUUUUGUGAAUUUCAAUCCCUAAUAAAUUUUGCCUGAAUUGAA
Molecule: messenger RNA, 8754 nt
Organism: Chiloscyllium plagiosum (whitespotted bambooshark)
Lineage: Eukaryota; Metazoa; Chordata; Chondrichthyes; Orectolobiformes; Hemiscylliidae
Source: RefSeq, a predicted model, not a curated record